CACGAAACGAAACACAAACACACGAUGAUGAAGAUGCUGAGGAGGUGGAGUGUGCAUGGCGUGGCUGCUGCGACAGCCACUGCCGUGUCGAGAAGCACCGUGCACAGACGCGCGCCACUCGUUGCCGUGUCCCUGUCCUUAGUGGCCAUGGUAGCGGUGCUGCUGCUGAGUGGCGGCGGCGGUGGCGUGCAUGCGCGUGUGGGCGACCCCGACGACCCGUGCCGCGCCCAGUGCAACUUCACCAGCAUCUGCUCAUCCACAGGCUCGAGCGGCGGCGACUGCCUGCGCGCUGUGGAAUGCGUGCUGGCGCUCCAGGCCGACGAGAGCGUCGUGUGCCACCAACCGUGCAUCACAGACUGCGCCAACGAGCACCUCACCAGCCUGCCAGAGGUGGCGGCGUUCGACCUUGCCCUGCAGUGCGGCGAGGCGUGCUACACGCUCCUGCCGUGCGCGGGCCACCAGGACUGCCCGGACCACCUCUACUGUGCCGAAGAUGCGCGGUGCAGGCACUGCACCCACUGCUACGAGACGCUCGCCGGCGCCGGCGGUAACGCCACCUCCACCACAGGCGAUGGCAGCGUGAACGCCACAACCUCCACCACCAGCACGACAACAACAGCAACAACGACGACAACCACCGCCACGACAUCCACAAGCACAAACACAGACAGCAACAUCGGCAGUACCGUGACGCCGCUGACAACGCGGACGGCGUUGACAGAGUGUCCACAGCGCUGCAGGCCGUUUGCUCCCGAGCUCAUGGACGACUGCGGCCUGUGCUCGUGCCUGGAGAACGGGUACGUGAGCUGCAGAAACAUCCCAUCCAUCGAGGUCCUGCUGGCGCACCUGGAGGUGCUGCCGGUCACCACGCGCCACCUCGACCUGUGGCGAACGGGGCUGUCCUUCAUCCCCGUAGAGCACCUUGCUCGGUUCACGUCGCUGGAGGUGCUGGAUCUCAGCUUCAACCUCAUCCCGGCCCUCAACCAGGACCUGCCGCUCUACCUGCCGAAGCUGCACACGCUCGACCUCAGCUUCAACCUCAUCGCCUACAUCCGGCCAGACACCCUCAACCUGCCCUCCCUCCGCGUGCUCAACCUCGCCAGCAACCGCUUGCCUGUUCUGAGCGCAUCAUGGAUGCGCCGCUUGCCGCACCUGGUCUCCCUCGACCUGGGCCGCAACCUCAUCACCGCCAUCGCCGCCAAGGCGCUUGUCUUUGUACAGGAGCUGCAGAUGCUGGAUGUGUCGAACAACAUCAUCACCGCUCUUCGCAGCGGCGCCAUCACCCCAGCACCGCGCAUGCAGGACCUCAGGCUCAACAGCAACCCGCUCUCCUUGCUCGACGGCUCACCGUUUGCGGCGCUGGCGCAGAGCAGCCUGCUGCGCACCAUCAACCUCACGGACACCGCCCUCACCUCCCUGCCCCACACGGCCUUCACUGCCCUGCCUGUGCGGCGCAACAUCGUGCACCUCCCGCACACCAUCAUCAACUGCACCAGUGCUGCCGCCAACGCCACGACCGCGUGCACGUCCCCGCUGCUGUCUGCUCUCCCCUACGAGGCGCGACCCGUGUUCACCGUUGAUGACUGCUGCGCGCACGCGUGGGCGGCACAUGACACGCGGUUUGCAUCGGAUGUCGCCAUCAUGUGCAACGCAACAGCUGAGCUCACGGCCACCAUUGCAGCCAGGCACGCCGGCACUGGCGGCGCUGGUAAUGCCACGUCCUCCACAACGGCAGCGCAGCCAACCACCGCGGCCACCACGACGGCCACCACGACGGCCACCACGACGGCCUCCACGGGCACAGGGACGACGGUGCUGCUGCCGCUCGCUGCUGUUGAUGUGGGCGACUGCACGUGCUUGACACAGGACCAGCAGGCGACGCUGGCAGCACUUCGCGACAACAUUGCCGCCUUUCCCACCUGCCCAACCUCCCUCCUCGGCGCCAGCAUCUACGACCCCUCGCACCGCGCGUGUGUGUCACCGCGCGCGUGCUAUCCGUCGUGCAACGACCUGACCGGGUGGGCGCCGGCCCAGGAGCGGCUGGAGGGCGGGGCCAUCCUGCGCCUCAGCCUCCAACUUGGUCUCAACGUCUCCCAGCUCAUCCAGCAGUUUGCACAGACCGUGGACGUGUUUGACCAGGCAGAGCUCGGCUUGCAGGGCCUGCAGACGCAGCUGCUGGACUUUGUGCUGCCCAACUGCCCGCCAGGAACAUAUGCGGACACGGGCGAUGCCGUGGCGUGCAAUGUUCUCUUCCGCGGCCGCUUCGCCGGGGUUGACGUUGAGCUGGCCAGCACCCCGUUUCCAAUCACCGUCGGACAGGCGUUCUGCAGAGGUUGUGCCAGCUCCGGAUGCGAGGCGUGCGACGCUGCCAGUGACGGCUUGGACUGUCGCAAGUGCUUCCCCGGCCUCUAUCUCCAUGAGGGCGCGUGUGUCGCUGCGUGUCCUGCGGGCUACUCUGCCACCAACGGCACCUGCCAGCCCUGCAUCGACUCCGCCUGCCUCGCCUGCCCCGUGUCCGCCAGCAUCUGCACCGCCUGUGCAUCAGGGUCUGUCCUCCACAAUGGCGCGUGUGUCGCCCGCUGCCCGGCCCGCACGUUCGCUGCAACGGCUGCGGGCGGCCUCGUGUGCACGCCGUGUGCCAGCGACGGCUGCGAGAGCUGCACCAGUGCCAGCACGUGCGAGGCGUGCGAACCAGGCCUCUUCCUCCACAACGACGCAUGCAUACACACAUGCCCGCCAGGGACACACGCGCUCGGGACGCGCACGAUUGGCGUUCGUGGCGGAGUGUGUCGCCCGUGCACGGAGGUGAACUGUAUCGAGUGCGAGAGCGACGUGUGCACGCGCUGCUCCCCGGAUGCAGCAGCGGCAUAUCUGCUCAGCGGGCGCUGCGUCGACCGGUCCGUGUGCGACGCCACCGACGGUCGCGUCCCAGAUGUGCUUGACGUAUCCAUGUCCAUCGCAAGCACGACAACCACAACCACCACAACAACCACCACAACAACCACAACCACCACAACAACAACGACAGCUGCAACGGCGGCCGCACUGCUGACAACAUCUGCACCUGCCAGCACCGCCACCAACGCGACGACCGCCACCAUCGCCAGCACCAACGCCACCAUCUCGCGCGUGUGCCGGCCGUGUCUGGAGCCCAACUGCCGCGUGUGCCGCGUCGACGACGAGUGCCGCGUGUGCCAGAACGGCUUCCUUCUGCUCGAUGGCCGCUGCGUGCCCGCGUGCCCGCUCGGCUUCCACGCCUCCGCCGGCCCGUCUGGCAUUGGCGGGUGCCCGGCUGGCAGCAACUGCCUCACGUGCAACGCCACAGACUGCCUGUCGUGUGACCCGGUCUCCCCGUACCCUGUGUUGCACCGCCUCUCCACGGGCCGCCUGGCGUGCACCACGCGCUCAAGCGCUGACUCGGCAAGCAGGACCCUCACCCCCGGCCAGACGGCGGCGGUGCUGGUGGUGCUGCUCGUGCUGCUGCUCGUGGGUGCCCUCGCCUGGCUGUACCACGUGUACCGCAAGCGCUACGCAAAGCGAAAGACGUUCCACUUCUUCAUCAGCUACCGGCGCGAUGUGCACGACGAGCUGGCGCAGGAGCUGUGCUCGCGGCUGCAGCGGCUGUUCCUCACCACGGGCCACCGCGUCGUGUGCUUCCUGGACCGACAGGACAUUCGCGAGGGCGACGACUGGCGGCAGCGGUUCAGGAAAGGGCUCAUGCGCUCCUGCGCGUACCUCCCGCUGCUGUCGCACGAAUCCCUGGCAGAGGUGCGGGAGGGGACAUUCAAGCACACGCCCGACAACUUCCUGACGGAGAUGGAGCUGGCACUGCAGCAGCAGCGGUCGCGGCGCAUUGCAGUCCUGCCGCUGCUCGUCUCCAGCGGGGGAGGUGAUGUGCCCUGUGACGACACCGGCACUGGCAUCAUGGAGACGAAGACACUCGAGGGUGGAGAGAGCGAUGUGAGGGUGCUGGGCAAACCAGUGCUGGGGCGAACACCAACUACCGCCACCACGACCACCAUCGUCAGCGAUGACAGCGAGGAUGAGAACAGUCAGAGCAGUGACGACAGCGACGACAGCGCCGACGAUGCGCAGCAGCAGCAGCAGCAGCAGCAGCAGCAGCAGCAGCAGCAGGAGCGCCAUGAUGGCCCUGGAGCCAAGGCAUCGGCCUCUCCAUCACCAACAUCAUCGUCACCAUCGCCAUCAUCGGAAGCGCCUUCCUCGGUGUCAUCAUCUGGUUGCGAGCACCGCCGUGCACGCCUACAGCGACACGACGCCAAUGCUGUUGAAGACGUGGUCGCGAGUGGCGGCGAUGCCAGAGGCAGCAGCUGCCAAGGCACAGCGAAGAAUGGCUCCUCCAGAAAGGAGACUGGCAACGGUGUCACCAAGAAGGGUGGGUUGAGUGCGGUAAGUGCAAACAACACGACCACCGCCGUGCCAGAGGGCGACAGCGCGAUCAAGCGGUUCUGCGACUUCAACCUGGAGCUGUACCCUGACGGCAAUCACAUUGCGUCCGGCGUGCGCGCGCGCGACACCCUGGCGAGCAUCUUCCAGUUCCACGGGCUGUUUCUGCCGGCGGACCCGGCCGGCAUCACGGAGGAGCACAUGCGCAGCUGCGUGGAGUUCCUUGAGACGCGGGCGUGGGGCGCGGGCAGGGAGGACGAGGGCGAGGAAGAGGAAGGCCUCAACCUGCAGCGGUACUGGCGCGCAAGCGAACGCGGAGCAAGCGCGCUGCUGCACGCGUUUGGACAGGACACCCCCGUGGCGCCGGCAGUGGGGAAGCUGUCGACAACGCGCGACGGGUGGGUGUCUGUUGCUGGCGGGACGAUUGAGGACGCGGGGGAGGACGGGAAACGGCACGCGCGGGGCCGCAUGGACCUGGUGCGGGUGCUCGGUGAGUGGAUUGGAGAUCUGAUGUGGGCAGCGGAGGAGCGGUCGCAGGUGGAGCGGCGGCAGUGGUCCCCAGAGAUGAUGCGCAUGGAGACAACAACACGCGAACUGCUGGACAAAAUCGAGUCUGCACGUGGCCAGCUGGAGGCCGAGACGGCGAGAUUGCGGCCGCGGCUGCACACAUACGCGCGCGACCGCCGGGAGACGGACAUGUCUGUAUCCGGCGCUGCUGCCGCUGCGACGACGGUUGCGCGGAGGCGACGGCGCGCACAGCUGCAGAUGCAGGCGACAAAUCCGGCGUUUGCCGCAUACACACUGGAGGAGGAGCACGAGGUGUAG
Salpingoeca rosetta is the source of this 5229-nucleotide messenger RNA. RefSeq lists its product as uncharacterized. Bases 25 to 5229 code for a protein of 1734 amino acids. The record is from RefSeq and is a predicted model, not a curated record. The transcript has 4 exons. Gene Ontology annotation, biological process: signal transduction. Gene Ontology annotation, molecular function: protein binding. NCBI's taxonomy places the organism in Eukaryota, Choanoflagellata, Craspedida, Salpingoecidae.